Molecule: messenger RNA, 1492 nt
Organism: Spea bombifrons (plains spadefoot toad)
Lineage: Eukaryota; Metazoa; Chordata; Amphibia; Anura; Pelobatidae
Gene: ATF4
Product: activating transcription factor 4
Exons: 3
Coding region: 377-1396 (339 amino acids)
Biological process (GO): regulation of transcription by RNA polymerase II
Cellular component (GO): nucleus; ATF4-CREB1 transcription factor complex; ATF1-ATF4 transcription factor complex
Molecular function (GO): DNA-binding transcription activator activity, RNA polymerase II-specific; RNA polymerase II transcription regulatory region sequence-specific DNA binding
Source: RefSeq, a predicted model, not a curated record
AACUCCCGCCACGUCAUUCGGCUGCUGGAAUGAAAGAAGGGACUUAGUUAUAGUGUUUUGAUCUGCUCUACCCUCGAUGACAUACUGAGAACGUCCAAAGGUUACCGCUCCUCUGCCUGCUACUGUUCACAAGCCAGCUUCUUCUAGUUUACCGCCGCCGCGGUCGGAAACGCGCAGCGAUGGCGGUAUAGCGGCAGUGGCCAAAGGCACCCCCUCCCCCAGGCCAGUGCAAGGCAGCAGCACCCAGCAGAGCUGGCAGCACCAGGCAACGGCACGAUCAUGGCGCUCCUCAAGGUAUCCCGCAGCAGCUUUGCUGUAUACGAGAAAGAAAGCUCAAAAUCAACCUCACAGCUCAAAUCCCUAAUACUUGAGAAAGAUGAGUUUAAGCGACGAGAUUGCAUUGGGGGACUUCCUGUCCCCCUUCAGCCAGCCGUUUUUGGCGGUUGAAGAAAGUUUGGGUCUCUUGGAUGACUGCAUCGAGGUGCCCGGGUUCCUCCCAUUGCAUGGGUUCUCCAGCGAUAAGGCUAAGGAUGGUGUCUCCGAACUGCUGCCUUUGGUGGAUCCCUUGGGCAGUUUUCAGGGAGAUGCUUUCUCCGGCAUGGAUUGGAUGGUGGAAAAGAUGGAUUUGAAGGAAUUUGAUUCCCUGCUUGGGAUGGAAGAUCUGGAAUCCACCAUCUCACCAGAUGACCUCAUGGCCACGUUGGAAUACUCCUGUGAUUUCCUUGAGGACCCACCUCUCACAAUGUCUGGGCAGUGUGUACCAUCACCAGACCCUCUCUCUAUUCCAGAACCUACACUGGAGGCUGAUCAAGUGGCCCCAGUGAAUCCUGAACUAACAGAAUCCACAAUCCCUAACCAAGACCAUUCCUUUAUAUUGUAUGUAGGCCUCGAGGUAGAUGUUGCAGAGGAAGACAAAAAAACCUCUGCAACAUGCAAUCUUGAAAUAAAGUGUGAAAAAGAAGAUUCCUCUGAUAAUGACAGUGGGAUCUGCAUGAGCCCAUCAUAUCUUGAAUCCUCCCAAGAAAGUUCAGAUUAUUCAGUAGAGUACCCUAGUAGUGUGCAAUCUGAUCCUGAGUCCCCAAUAUCUGAGAGACCCAAACCAUAUGAUCUUCCCUGUAAGGAUAGAGAAGUGUUGGCAAAGGUUAAAGUAGCUGGGGGGCAGCCCAAAGUAGACAAGAAGACAAAAAAAAUGGAACAGAACAAAACAGCAGCCACUCGCUACAGACAGAAGAAAAGAGCAGAACAAGAGGCAAUAUCAGGACAGUGCAGGGAACUUGAAAUGAGAAAUGAGUCCCUGAAGGACAAAGCAGAUUCUCUUGCAAAAGAGAUCCAGUACCUGAAAGACCUGAUGGAAGAAGUCCGCAUGGCCAAAAACAAACGAGCAAAUAGUUCUUAAGUAGAUGAUAGGUGGAGCGUUGUGUUGUUGUACAUAGUGGUUAUGUGGCAAGUGUUGUGUAAGAAUGUCUACUUAAUAAAUUAUUUUAUAGUUAAA